Tribolium madens (black flour beetle) is the source of this 1094-nucleotide messenger RNA. Its product is annotated as exosome complex component RRP41-like. The record is from RefSeq and is a predicted model, not a curated record. The transcript has 2 exons. Gene Ontology annotation, biological process: poly(A)-dependent snoRNA 3'-end processing; rRNA catabolic process; nuclear mRNA surveillance. The coding region runs from base 246 to 1001 and encodes 251 amino acids. Lineage: Eukaryota; Metazoa; Arthropoda; Insecta; Coleoptera; Tenebrionidae. Gene Ontology annotation, cellular component: cytoplasmic exosome (RNase complex); nucleolus; nuclear exosome (RNase complex).
CAAAGCUACCAACUCAAAGCACCUGAUUAAAGUUAUUUUUAUUUAUUAGCUACAUUUUUCCAAUAAUAUUAUUUAAUAAAUUUAACGAUGAUUUAACGAUAACCUGUUAGUGAGUGAUAACCACAGAAAUAACACGCAGGGCGAGUGCAUAUAUUAAAAAUCAGAGGUCAAACUUGAAUCUGGAAACAAUGUCGCCAACCUUAAUUUAACUUAAUUUUAUAACCUUACUUUUUUUAAACAACAAAAUGAGCAAAAAGCAUGAAUUGUUAUCAAAAAUCGGAUUGCGACAGGAUGGGAGACGAGCCGACGAGUUGCGGAGAAUUCGUUGCAAACUGGGUGUAUUUACUGAGCCUGACGGAAGCGCAUAUUUGGAACAAGGAUUGACUAAAAUUUUGGCGGCUGUAUAUGGACCCCACCAAGUCCGUGGCAGUCGCAGUAAGGCGCAACAUGAUUCGGCUGUGGUCAAUUGCCAGUUCAGUAUGGCUGUGUUUUCAACAGGGGAGAGGAAGAAGCGGCCCCGUGGGGACCGCAAGUCAACUGAAAUCUCGAUACAUUUAAGGCAGGCUUUAACUGCGGCAAUAAAAAUCGAAUUGUAUCCCUGGACACAGAUAGAUGUUUAUGUUGAGGUUCUUCAUGCAGAUGGGGGCAUUUAUCCAGCUUGUGUUAACGCCGCUACUUUGGCUCUAAUUGAUGCAGGGAUUCCUUUAAAGGAGUACGUCUGUGCGUGUACUGCAAGCUUAGCCAAUAAUGAUGUUCCACUACUUGAUGUUUCUCACCAAGAGGAGAUAAUAGGGGGGCCCACUUUGACAGUAGCAGCGCUACCAAUGUCGGGAAAAAUUGUUUUGAUGGAAAUGUCACAGAGGUUUCAUGUAGACCACUUACAGAAAGUUUUAGACAAGGCUUUGCAAGGAUGUAAAGACAUUAAAAAUAUCCUAGAUGAAGCUGUUAAAAGCCAUAUACAGGAUGUUGGUACUUCAACAGGAUGGGCGAGUACAACGUAAGAGCAUGUAUAGAAUAUAUUUUUGACAAUUAUCGAUUAUAUUACAUUAUAAAAGAAUCUUUUUUAAUUAAUUAAAUAAUGUAUAGAAAAGCUA